Xyrauchen texanus (razorback sucker) is the source of this 6965-nucleotide messenger RNA. It is a transcript of the gene cep170ab, whose product is annotated as centrosomal protein 170Ab. Bases 100 to 4203 code for a protein of 1367 amino acids. Gene Ontology annotation, molecular function: protein binding. The record is from RefSeq and is a predicted model, not a curated record. NCBI's taxonomy places the organism in Eukaryota, Metazoa, Chordata, Actinopteri, Cypriniformes, Catostomidae. The transcript has 19 exons. Gene Ontology annotation, cellular component: centriole.
GAGAAGCGCUGCCGUGUACAAGAACAGACGGAUGUAAUUUACUGCACAAAUACACUGGGAUUUACCGGAAUGACCUAGAGAGAUCCAGAGCAAGUCAACAUGAGUUUGACAUCCUGGUUCCUCGUCAGUGGUGGGGGAACAAAGCACCGCCUUCCCCGGGAAAUGAUUUUUGUGGGAAGGGACGACUGUGAGCUUAUGCUACAGUCUCGCAGUGUGGACAAACAGCACGCUGUCAUCAAUUAUGAGGUAGCUUCAGAUGAGCAUAAAGUUAAAGAUCUGGGCAGUCUCAAUGGGACAUUUGUGAAUGAUGUUCGUAUACUGGAACAGCAGUAUAUUACCUUGAAAAUGGGUGACAAGCUAAGGUUUGGUUAUGAUAUCCACUUAUUUACAGUCGUACGUGGAGAGUUACAUGUUCCAGAAGAGGCCCUGAAGCAUGAAAAGUUCACCAGUCAGCUUCAGCUAACCAAGAAGCCUUCCCCAUCAGUGGAAACCACCAAAAGUCCAGAGGUCAAAGCAAAAGAGGGAGGAAAAGAUGCUGAAGCCACGCCAUCAGAACCACCACCAAUGACAGAAGAGAAGGUGUCAAGUGACAUAGCUUUGCUCCACAGAGGAACCCCUCUGUAUGGGCAGCCAUCUUGGUGGGGUGAAGGGGAUGCAGAUGAUGAAAAUUCUGUGAAGCACAACACAAAGGCUUCUGACCAAAAACAAGUCAGGUGUGAAGCAGGUCAUAAAGACACUGCACCAAAGCAGCAAGGGGAACCAGGAACCACACCACAACAUGUGGGGACCCAGGAGCCAAGCUACUUCGAGAUCCCCUGUAAGGAGACUCAUCUAGUAGGGGAAUACACAGGAGAAACCCUCCCGACUGGCUCAGAGGCAGUCACGUCAGCUUCCACAAUCCCUGCGUCAGAGAUCGGCGCACAUGGACAUGCCUCCUUCACUAUUGAGUUUGACAUAAUGGCAGGAAAGAGCAAAGAGCGGGCCUCAAAGGGCACCCAAGACCAACGCCAGCGGCCUAAGAGAGGGGCAGGGGAGCAGCUAAGUGCAUUGCAGGCUGCGAUGGUGGCAGCAGAGGUUAAAGUGGCGGACUGGCUGGCACAGAAUGAGCUUCCACUGACCCGCUCUGAAUCUGUAGCUGAGGAUGAUGGAGACAGCGUGAAAAGUGAUGUACCAGUUCAGCUGAAGAGCCUUAGAGGCAGUAAGCAUGAGGACGGCACACAGAGUGACUCAGAGAAUGCACUGGGAGAGCGGCUCAGUAGUCGAAGGAUUUUCCUGCAGGAGCGUUACAGAGGAAGACAGGGUGUGGUGAGGACAGAAGGGCCUUUCUAUGGGAGGGAUGAUCCCUUCCAGCACAAACCAUCAUCUGUUGCUAAAAAGAUGGCACCUGUAGGGGGUGAUGUUGGCAGGGAAGUGAACUGUUCUUCCCCACAGAAAGCCAAAUUGCCCAGAGAGCAAAGCACUGGGUCCCAAGAGACUCCUAGUAGGGGGCAUAUAGAUGACCAAAGUGACAGAGGGACUUAUACAAUUGAAUUGGAAAAUGGAAAUGCGGAGGAAGAAGAGGCCAGGCGUAUGAUUGAUAAGGUGUUUGGGGUGGAGGAGAAUCAAGCCCUGACAAAACUACGUUUCCCACAACACCAGAGAGACAGAGGAACAAUCUGCCCAAGAUCUGGAGACAUGGAAACCAGACAAACUGGCUAUGUUGGCGCAGAGGUGUUGCCAGAUGACUUAGUUGUAGUAGGUGGUCCAAGGUGGGUCUCACAGUGGGCUAGUCUAGCUGCAAGUCACAUACGGACUGAUCCUGAGGGAUCUGGGGCUGAACCAACCAUACUUUCUACAAAUGAAAAAGCUGAUAUCAAUAUACCUGGGCACUCAGAACGAAAGAGAAGGGCUCUCCCACAACCCCCUUCUGAAGAUUCUGCUAUGGAUCCAGUGGCCCCUGAGGGCUCAAGGUGCCAAGUAAGGCGAACACCACAUUCCUCUGAGAAGCAAGACCUAGAACUCCAGGAGAAAGUAGAUCAGCUCAAUAGAAUCUCCAAAACUGGAUCAAGAUCAGCCGGAAUGACCUCAGCUAGCACAAACUUCGAUCAGUCCAAAGCAAGCAAGCAAACUUUGACCAAAACUCACAAGGUGGGGCAAAAAGUUGAAGCUCAAACUAGACCUAUUGGCGGUGGUGAGAAGAAACAAGGGGAUGGGAGCCGAAAGAAAGUUGAGGAGGACAAAGAAAGGAUAGGGAAGCCUCUAUUGAGGCAAGAAAGUUUUACAGUAGAAAGACCAAGUGCUAAUGCUCACCUAGAGCUCAGACCUUGCAUCGAUGGUCCUGGUACCUCAACUCAGCCCAGGGAAAUAGGUGUCAUCAAUGAGGGCAUUGAUGCUGCCACUAUGCUGAAAGACUCAGAGGCUGUUGCUGCUUUUUUAGAAACCACUCUCUCAGACCUUGCAGAUCCACCCAGCUACUCUCUGGAGGGCUCUGUUUCACCUGAAUCUGACAUUGAUACGACAAGCACUGUCAGCCAGGCUGGAGGAGAAGGAGGACGUAAGACAGCCCAAAGGAAACGUUUGGCUGGAGGUCCAGGCCGUGAAACAACCAAUAAGAACACCAGCACAACAGAAAAGAAAGGCAAAUCUCAGCCCUCGGGUUCAGCUGGCUCCAGAGCUUGGACCUCUCUUGACCUGACAGACGAUGACUUGAGCUCCUCACUUCUCACAGAGACUACUUCUACAACACAACCUCAAUGCCGGGGUCAACAUAUCACCUCUAGAGCAGAGACAACAAGUGGAAAAACAAGAGAAGCAAAGACGAAUGUAGCUCCUGCACCGGUCACCUCUAAACCAUCCACCCUUCCCCGACCAAGACCUACACGGGCUUCCAUUCUGCGCCGAGCACGACUGGGAGAAACUUCUGACACUGACCUUGCUGAUGUUGAUCGUAUGUCCGUGGCAUCAGAGGCUUCUACUGCAAGUUCUGCAUCGAGACCUUCAGCUGGGCGCAGGACCCUCUCUCGGAUUGAAGCGCUUGCCCAACCACGAAGGCCAAGAGUGUGCUCUCCUUCAGCUCGGAGUGACUCAGAGGCUACAUCAGGCAAAAUCAGGGGCUUCGUCCCACGCCCUGCACCAGAGAGCACACUGAGGCUGAGUCUCCGCUCUACUGUAGCCUCUUCUUCUGUGGUCCCCAGAGCCAGAGCUAACAGUGCUUCCAAACUGCCUGAUAAGUGUCCUGGUACUCCCCAUCUUCAAAGUACGCCAGCAGCUGGUGGAAGGUGGCGGCGUGUACCUAUUGAGUAUGCUUCUACCUCAGAGGAUGAGUAUGGCUCCAACCGGCACCCCACUCAACACACUCGGCCAACGGCUCCGCGGAUAACCCAGCUUGGGGGUUCAGCCCCCGCAACACCCAGCCCUGGAGGUUUCUCUAUGCUGCGUCACCAGUCUAGCAGAGAACAAGAUGAUUACAUGAGAGACUGGACCACCCACAGUGAGGAGAUUGCCAGAAUCAGCCAAGACCUAGCUAAGGAUCUGGCCAUGCUGGCGCGUGAGAUCCAUGAUGUUGCAGGCGAGAUUGACUCUGUUAGUCCUUCCUCCGCUCCACCAGCUUCAGUUGACAACCAUGUGUUUGAGGAUGUUCUGGGCAGUGCACCAGAGAUCUGUGGCAGAGGUGUAGAACUAAGACCUCGCGGCGGUAUCAGCAGUCAGGAUCCUCGUGCCGUACGCCGUCGGACAUGGAGCAGAGAUGAGGGUGUGCUGGACAGUUUACUGCUGGCAUCAGUAUCACAGAUGUCAGCAAAAAUCAGACAGGCUGUGGAAAAGACAGCCAACAAAAUCAGGAUUUUAUUCAAAGAUAAGGACCGAAAGUGGGAGGAGAUUGAGACAAAACUACAGGCAGAGAAUGAGGUGCCACUCCUCAAGACCUCUAAUCAGGAGAUCUCAUCCAUACUCCAAAACCUGAAAAGAGUGGAAAGACACUUGCUAGUGAUUGAUAUCAUGGUGGACCCUGAUGGUACGUUGGAUGCUCUGAGCAGUUUGGGUCUGACCAGUCCUCUCUUGGCUGAGAACAGAAUUAGUCCUGGAUCACAAGGUCCAGCUGGCAACCAGGCAGCAGAAGGAUCAGCCUGUACCACUGCACUGCCCUCUGCCUAUUCAGAGGUCGCAGAACGUGAUGUUGGUCUGCAGGAAAGGAGUAAAGAGCAGAACACUGCCAAUAAAAACUGAAUCACUGCAAACAGUUUACACAGAGAUCCUAUAGCACUUUGAAAGGCCAGGUCAACGUGAACGUUUUGUGAAUAGUGUAAGGUAUGCUGUAAAACGUCCUAUAUGGUAAUGCAUUUAAAUGUUUGCUUCGUAAAUUCUAUAUAUCCUUGGAUGGAUUUUCAGUUAUUAAAGACAAUAUUUUGAAAUAUCAAUUAACUGUACUACCAUGUCAUCAGAAUGAUUGUAUACAAGCAUUAAUUAUUCUGAAGAUCCCAGAUCUAGAGCUGCUCAGGAAGUAGUUGAACACAUGACAGUUGAACAGAAAGCAGCAUGUGAAAGAGUUUAACUGUAGUUUAUUGAAGAUUCAUACUGUGUACUGUCAAGUGUUGAGCUUAAGUUUUCAUUUGCAUUUAGGGCCCAAAAUAAACACUGUCAAGCGUCAGAUGUAAGAAAAAAAUGGUUUUGGAGCAUAAUGAGUUGUUCACUCAUUGGCCGGUAAUUAUGUUAGGAACUGCAACAUGUUAAACGGUUCAGAAAACAACAGUUUUGACUCUAACAUUUGCCAUUUAUCAAAGUAAUUGCUCAAGUAAUCCUUGUGGCAACACAUGUGGCAUAUUUUUGGAACUAAACGAAUAUUCUGGGUUCAAAACAAGCUAAGCUCAACCAACAACAUUUGUGGUACAAUGUUGAUUACCACAAAUAUAUAUUUAUAUAUAAAAUACAAAUUUAAAUAAAUCUGGGUUACAGUGAGGUACUUACAAAGGUAGUGAAUGAGGUUAAUAUGUAAAUAUUAAAAUAAUCACUGUUUCAAAAGUAUUGCCACAAAAUGUAAACAUUAUGUUUUAUAAAAUGAUUUUAGUGUGAUAAAAUCGCUUGCUAAUCUUUUCUGUGUAAAGUUAUAGCCAGUUUUACAAUUUAAUUGCCAAGAUGAUGAUGCAACACCAUAAACACUAAAACCUUAAAACUAGAGUGACCAUACGUCCUCUUUUUCCCUGAUAUAUCCUCUUUUUGACCUUAAAAAACCGUCCGGCAGGGAUUUCUACAUUUGCGAAAAUGUCCGGGAUGUGCAUCUGGUCUAAUACUUCAUUGUGUGUGCACGCAUAUUUGCAUUGCUUUAACCCCUCUUUGUAAGUCCCGCCUUCUCACACACCAGUUGGUUGAUUAUAAGAAGCUUGCAGCAACUUUAAUCUAUCAAUCUCUUCGUGAACGCUCGAAGCGCUGUUGUCUUUGGCAACAAACAGUUGCUUGACAGUAGCAACAAAUGACAGCUGAGUGGAAACUAUGCUCAAACGAAAGUGCAAAUUUACAGAAGAUUUGCACCAAACAUUCCCAUGCUUUCAUCCAGGUCAAGAUCUAUGGGAAGCAGAAUGUGUGACCUGUAGAGCUGGCACUUAUGUGUCAGUUGCUAAUAAAGGUGCAAGAGAUUUAGAAGCACACAUUAGCUCUGCGAUGCAUAAAGGGUCAGCAAAAGGUGAAAGUUCAUCAGGUUAAUUAACGGACUACUUUUCACGACAAGGUAAAAUUGUUAUCACAUUGCUUCAUUUUCCAUGGCCGUUCAUAGUAACACUGUUUUGAACCCUAUUACCCCCAACCCCCCUUCAUUGAACCUGGAAUAUUCCUUUAAGCCACCAAAACAAUCAGUCAACCUGUCAUGUUUUUGUGACGUGCCAUUUCACCUCGAGACAGAGAUCUGCUAUUCUCGUAUACAUGAUACUGCCAAUGACACAAUUAAAAAUAUGCAAUUAAAAAGAACCAAAAAUCCACAAAAAUACUGUAUAUUGAUUAAAUCAUGCAAAAUACAGUUCCAUGGCUAGAGAGAAAGAAAAACAAAUAACUGGUAAAUAAGAAAUAUUUAUGGCUGUUUUAAUUUUCUAAUUUGUGGCAAGUGUGUCAAAAAAAGUACAUUUUGGACCGUUUACAUGUCACUUGAAACAAAAUUCAACAUUUUAAAGCCCACAGUUCCCUUAAAGCCAAUCUCUGCCAAAUAUUUAACUCAUCUACCAUUUAACCAAGUCUUUGAACAUGUGUUGUCUAACAGGAAUAGAUUAUCUAAAAAGAUUGCAAUUGUUUUGCAGCAGUGGAUGUGUGAUUCAUGAGAAUGCUCAUACUGUAUGUCAGGACAAGGCUAAACUGUAUAACGCUGGCCUAUUACAUUUAAUGUAUUACAUUUUAAAUUUGUUUUUCUUAUGGCACUCUGACCUAGAUACAGCCCAGUCUGAUCUGCAAAGUGUUAAAAUCCACCAUUGUGAUGAAUUUCGGCCAGUCCUACAAUUUGAACCUUUGCAUAUAUUUAGUAGAUUUAAUAAUAAAACAUUCCAUUUUUUCAACCAUAAAACAACAUAACCAAAGGUUAUAAUGUUGCUGCUUAAUUGUAGUUCCAGUAUAGUUGCAAUGUCUCAAAAAUACCCUUCCAUGUAAUGUUUCUGUAUAAUGAUUAUCAAUUAGGAAUAUACUAGUGGUCUGUGCCAUGUGAUAGCCAGUAAGAGGGCCUUGAUUUACCCAGAUGAUUCAUUAAUCAAGCUUGUUAUGUCACAAAGUGCCCAUUAUCAAGAUCAUCAUGAGAUGAUGUAGACAUUAAACAUCAUGUUAUUUUGCACAUGCAGAUGUUUCAACCUGUUCAGAAGAGUGUUUUGAACUGUACAUUUUUUAACUGUUUUAUGGAAAAUGGUUAGGUAGCCACUAGCUAGCAUGGAAAAUAUUCUCUCCUCUUAGACUCUGUCUGCCUCAGUGGUGUUUACAUAUGAAUGUAAAGCAAAUACCGAUUUAAUAAAGAAAUUUCAUAU